CACAACAAAGUCAUGUGAUUCCAGAGGCGCGCGCAUGCGUGUUUGCCUAAGCGGAGGAAAAGAAAGUGGACCGCUGAAGGGGUUUAGUGAAACAUGAGGCCGAUAUUGUGUGUUUUCUCGGUGACAGCGGCUCUGGUUUCCGUCCACAGUCUGCCCGGCGCUUCCUUCCAGUCGAGACGUGAUGGAGAUCCUCCAUUCACAGAGAAGUUCUUCAGUCAGGUGGUGGAUCACUUCAACUUCAACAGCCUGGGGAACGCCACCUUCAAUCAGCGUUACCUGAUCACAGACAGGUUCUGGAAGAAGAGCUUCGGUCCCAUCUUCUUCUACACCGGCAAUGAAGGAGACAUCUGGGAGUUCGCCCUGAACUCGGGCUUCAUCCUGGAGCUAGCUGCUCAGCAGGAGGCGCUGGUCAUUUUUGCAGAACAUAGGUAUUACGGCCGCUCGCUGCCGUUUGGGAACCAGUCCUUCAGCAUCCCUGAGGUGGGCCUGCUGACGGUGGAGCAGGCCCUCGCCGACUACGCCCUGAUGAUCACUGAGCUGAAGCUGCAGCUGGCCGCCGCCCAGAGCCCCGUCAUCGUGUUUGGGGGCAGUUACGGCGGGAUGCUGUCAGUCUACAUGAGGCUCAAGUAUCCCAACAUCGUGGCUGGAGCUCUGGCAGCCAGCGCCCCCAUACUGUCCACGGCUGGCUUUGGAGACCCCAGACAGUUCUUCAGAGACGUGACGGCGGUUGCCUGUGACACCAUGCUGGGGGGGUCGGACCUGCUGACCAACCUCCGGGACACUGCAGGGAUGGUGUAUAACUCCUCUGGGCUGCUGCCCUGCUUCGACCUGUACCGUCUGUAUGUGGAGUGUGCAGAUCCUACAGGCUGUGGACUGGGCUUCAACAGCCUGGCCUGGGACUAUCAGGCCUGCACGGAGAUUGAGAUGUGCUAUGAGAGCAACAAUGUGACGGACAUGUUCCCCCCCAUGACCUUCACCCAGGAGGCCCGCCAGCUGUACUGCUCCAAGCGCUGGGGCGUGCAGCCCAGGCCCGGCUGGCUCCGGAUCCAGUUCUGGGGAGACGAUCUGUCCACUGCCAGCAACAUCAUCUUCUCUAAUGGAGACCUGGACCCAUGGGCCAACGGGGGGGUGCGGAAUUCCCUGAGCCCGUCCCUGAUCGCCAUCAACAUCUCCGACGGCGCCCAUCACCUGGACCUCAGAGGCUCCAACGCUGCUGAUCCAGAGUCAGUUGUCAAAGCCAGAAAGAUGGAGGCGGAGCUUAUUGCAGCGUGGGUAAAGAUGGAAAGGGUUCGUUUCCGGCAGUCACACUGAAAGAUCGCCGACUGAUUUGAGAUCUACUCUGAAGACGUCAUUCUCACCUGUGGAAACACAGGUGUGGAUCGAGUGACUGCAGGAGGAACCGACCAAUCAACCGAAGAACCGCAGGAAUCAGUGCGUUCAGAACACGUUCCUUCAUAAAGAACUGCGAAUGUUUGAAUCAUAAAACUUUAUUACACGCCAGAAAUCACCCAAACAGACAGACAUCUUCUCAUUUAUUGACUCAGACACAAAUGUAAUCAAUAAAAAUGAUUUCUCAAACUAUAUAAAUGGGUUUUUGUCUCUGAGAUGAGAGCCACUCCCACAUCAACAGUACUUUUCUAUGGAAGAAAGGACAUGAAAGAAGCUCCUCCCUCCUAAAAUAAACAGCUGAGCUCACAUUUCUUACAGUUUGUGGGAUUUGAUGAGUCCAAGCAGACGUCAUCUUUCACUUCAGCAGGACAGAGGUGUGUGUGCUUCACAGCGGCCUGUUAGAAGAAUCCCUUUAAGAAGAUUUCACAUCACAUGGUUUACAUUAGGCUUUUCAAGUGUCAGCGUCACAGGAAUGGCUUCUCUUUGAAGUCAAUGGAGGAAAAUACACUUUUUUUAGCCCAAGAGUUAAAGACAGACGUCAGGAGUCAGAGCCCUUAGAUGCAGCACUGAAGACAUCAGGAACCCGCCACCACCGUGUAACCUCAGCUCACACCCAGCGCUCGCCGUCUGAAGGCACACGAGACGGAAACACGCCGUACAAUCAUUUGUUCCUUCAAUCACGAAGAGGAGAGCUCGCUCUGAUGCUGAGGAUAUAUUAUUGUAUAUAUUAGUCUUUCUCCUUCAAAACAACCCUCCACCGAAAAUACAGAAGUACAAAAACAUUGGUCAUCAGGAACUAGACAGACAGAAGUCUGGAAAACAAA
Molecule: messenger RNA, 2213 nt
Organism: Oryzias melastigma (Indian medaka)
Lineage: Eukaryota; Metazoa; Chordata; Actinopteri; Beloniformes; Adrianichthyidae
Gene: dpp7
Product: dipeptidyl-peptidase 7
Biological process (GO): proteolysis
Cellular component (GO): vesicle
Molecular function (GO): dipeptidyl-peptidase activity; serine-type exopeptidase activity
Source: RefSeq, a predicted model, not a curated record